AUGUCUUCCGAAUUCAAACCAAGUAUAUUAGAUCUAUCGAAACCUGAUUUUGAUGUUGAUGCAUAUGUUGCCAGAUUACUUCGAGAAAAAUCGCUAGAUGAACUUGUGAAAGAAGAAGAAGAAAUGGUAUCAUCUGUUAGACGUUUGGAUUCAGAUGUUCAUCAAAUUGUGUAUGAAAAUUAUAACAAGUUUUUGACUGCAACGAAUACUGUGAGAAAAAUACAGGACGAGUUCAAUCAAUUGGAUACGGUUUGUAUUUUUUCGUUUAAAAUUAUCCUGAAAAAUCAACAUUUUCAGGAGAUGAUAUCACUGAGUGAUAGUAUGAAAACAAUAUCUGGUCUAAUCGGAAAUCUUGAUGGUGUACUUGGUGAAAGAAGAGAAGAUGUAUUACAAUUGGGAAGUUCUUACAAAGUUGUUAAUAGUUUGAAAUAUAUUUUUGAUUUACCGCAUGUUCUACAAGUAAGUUAUUUUUAUUAUUCAAAAUUGGAAACAAAAUUGAUUGACUUCAGAGUCAAUUUGAUGAACGGAAUUUUGGGGAAGUUAUUCGUUUAUUCAAACUCGCUGAAGAUUCAUUAAAACGUUAUCAAGAUGUUCCACAAGUUUCUCGAGUUUUUGAAAAAUCUGAAAGAAUUUUCAAAAGAACGGAGAAUCAAUUAAUGGAGCAAUUGAAAAAUCCAGCAAGUGGAGCAGAAGUUGUUUCGGAAGCAGUUGAUCUUUUAUUGAAAUUAGGAAGAGAUCGAAUUGAAGUUCAAAAAAUACUAUUGAAAUGUUCAGAACAAUCAUUGCGAGCAGAUUUGAAAGAACUUGAAAGAAGUCAUUCGGAUGUUUUGGAUUUGGUUGAUAAAGCAUCCGAGACAUUUAUACCAAAUUUGACAUUGAUUGCAACAACUCAUGAUCGAUUAUUUGAAGAUAAACGAAAUGAACUUUUGAUUGUAUUAAAAACAGAAAUGGUAUCACUUCAUAAUUUAGUAUCAAAAGUAUUCCUUUCUUCAAAUGAUGCAAAAGAUUGUUCAAUUGUAGUUCGAGCUCUUGAUAGAUAUUUUAGAAAAGUAUCAACAUGUCGACAUGUUAUACCAGGUUUGUUAUAAUUAUUCUUUUCAAUUUAAAAAAUUUACAAUUUUUGUUUAGGACUCGAUUUUCUUUCUUCAACAGUCGAAUUAAUAAAUGAUGUAUCUAAACAUGAAAUCGAUUUAUCACUAACAAGAAUCAAAGAAGAACUUCGAACUGUAUUAUCUGAAACUCGUCAAAAUCUCAUCAAUGAUUCGAAUGAUCUUGUUAGUUUAUCUUCGAAAAUUGAGCAAAUUUUUGUGCAUCAAGUCAAAACAGCUCUUGCCAAUUUAUUAUUAUUUACUGCUAGUGAUGUUACAUUUGCCAAUUUACCACCAAAUGAUUUUCGUCUUUCUUUUGCUUUUAAUGCACACGAAAGACUUUUGGUUCAAGCUUUCAAUCGAUUUUUGGAAUUAGCUGAUGAAUACGGUAUAUUUUUUUUUAAAAUAAAACAUUUCUUUAUAUUGUGAUAUUUUUCAGAAUCUGGAACUGCUGAAACUCGAUUCGCGGAUGCAAGAGUUCUUUUGGUAUUUGCCGUUUCACUUCAACAUUUGUCCAAUAAAUCUGCAAUAUAUUUAUUGAAUUUGUGCAGGGAACAAUUUUCAUUAACAUCAUCUACUGGACUUACGAGUAAGUUUCAUUUCAAGGUGUGGAACAAAAAAAACAAAACUAAUUGUUCAGACAUAAGCGAAGUUAUUUCCGAUAUCAAAUUACGAGCUCAAAAAUUGGUUCGAUGUUUUGCUGAAAAAACUGGAUUAUCGAUCGGUGAAAAUUUGGCAAAAGGUUGCACAAUGUUAGUUCAACCAUCAGCAACACCAAAUUCAGUACGAUCUGCAGUUCGAAGAGUUGUUGAAGAAACAACAUUAUGUGAUAAUGAAUUAACAAAUCUUCUUGGAGGAGAUAUUAAACAAAAAGAAACUCGACCAAAUCGAAGACCAAUUACUUCAGCACUUGAUGCUGCAAGAGAUUCAUUAUGGUGUGAAAGAAUUGAUUUUCAUAUGCAAAUACAUGUGAGUUUUCACAAAAUACUUUAUUAUUAUAUUAUUUUUAAAUUUCAGUUUAAUCGCGCUUCAAUAAUGACUGCUAUAAUCAAAGUUGUUCUGAAAAUAUUUAUCGAAUCAGUGCGAUCUCAAACAUAUAGCAAAUUUGGUGUUGAACAAGUUCAAGUCGAUUGUUAUUAUUUACAAAGAUGUUUGGCUUCAGUGGUUUCUGAUGAGGUAACUAAUCUUACAAGGGAACCUUUUUUACUCAACACUUCAAAUCAUGAUGAAAUUUGGUCCAUGGACAGCUUUUGGGACCAUAAGAACACCCUAAAAAUUUUAGUCUCCCAAUCGACCUCUGAGCCAAGUUCUGGGCUCUCAAAAACUCAAAAAGGCCUAAAAAUGGUCAUAAAAGUCAUCAUAGCUCCAUUUCAAAAUUUUUUUUGGGAGAAAUGAAAUUUCAGAUAUUGAUCAGCAUAGUCGAUUACCUAAAAGUCAAUCAAUAAAAAACUUUAUUUCUAAAAAUUUUGAAGUUUUUUAUUUUUGGGAUGAAAAUUCAUGAAAAUCCAUAUGUGCCCCUGCUCAUUCUUUUUUUCAAAAUCAAAAAUUUUUCUGAAAAUUUGAUUUAUUGAUGGUUUUUGGGUAAAUCGACCACGCUGAUCAUCAUCUGCUACUCAGUUUUUCAUAAAAUUGAUCGAAAAUUGAGUUAUGAUGUGUUUUAUGAGCCAAUUUUGGCAAUUUUCGAACUUUUGAGAGCCCAGAACUUGGCUCAGAGGUCCAUUGGGAGACUAAAAUUUUUAGGGUGUUCUUAUGACCCCAAAAGCUGUCUCUGGACAAAAUUUCAUCAAGGUUUGAAGUGUUGAGUAAAAAAGGUUUCCUUGUUAAUAAUUUUAAAAAAUAUAACAAUAUUUUUUUAUAUAGGUGGUUGUAAAUUCAAUGGUAGAUCAAGCACUUUCUUCGGCUUUGAAACGGUGCAAUGAUCCAGUUCUUGUUCAUCCUUCGAGACUCGCUCAACUUUGUGAUGGAAAUUCGAAUCGACCUGGUUCACAAACUUCUAGUCUGGGAUAUUAA
Molecule: messenger RNA, 3098 nt
Organism: Caenorhabditis angaria
Lineage: Eukaryota; Metazoa; Nematoda; Chromadorea; Rhabditida; Rhabditidae
Source: the annotation of a GenBank genome assembly